UCCCAGCAAAGUUUUCCAGCGGAGAACUAAUCGGAGCUCUAUUAUAUCAGCAAUUAUCAGCGACGUUAACUAUCUUCAGCUACAAAGAAGUGAAAGAGAUAGAGGCUUAGACCAUCCGCGAAGUAAGAUUUUUUUUUCCCCUCGUAAACUUUUCCUCACAAAGGAUAUUUUGGACAUCUUUGUGGGAGCUUCAGUCACUUUCGUUGAGUCUAUCUGAGUGAACAAGUUUGCACAAAGCGCUGCUGAACCUGCUCCUCUGGAAAACAGACUUUAUCACCCAACCGUUCUUAUCUGGAACGGAUAUAUUUGCUUAUUAUCCCGCGAACUGGAUAACGAAAAAUCGCCGACGACUCAAGGUGUCCUAGGAGCUGCGUGAAAGCGUCUUUACGUGACCCACUUUGUCCCACGAGUCAAAACCCAUAUUCUUCCAAAUAGGACGAGUAUACUGUGUAAAAAUGUACCAAAGCCUUGCUAUGUCAUCCAACCAGUCCCCAUACGCACACGAUGCAGGGAACUAUAUGCACCCUUCGGCGAGUUCCCCAGUCUACGUGCCCACUACGAGGGUGCCUGCUAUGCUGCAAUCCAUGCCGUACUUGCAGACAUGCGAGUCCGCCCAUCAGUCUCACGGCCUCGGCGGGCAUCACGGCUGGUCUCAGUCUGGCACAGACAGUUCGUCUUUCAUUCCGGGCAGCCCCCAUCAUCCUCCCGGGUUCUCCUACUCUCACAGCCCGCCAGUAAGCAGCAAUAACGGCAGGGACACAGCUUACCAGAACCAGCUAGUGCUUAGUAACGGUGGUCGGGUUGACCACUAUGGCAGCACUUUAGUGCGGUCAGUUGGAGGAUCAUACUCAAGUCCCUAUGCGUAUAUGAGCCCGGAGAUGGCGACCUCUUGGACACCUGGGCACUUUGAGAGCGGCAUGAUCAGUCUUCAGGGACGGCAAGGUUGCCUGUCUGGGAGAAGGUCCAGUUUAGACAUGUCAGAGGAGUUCCCAGGAGAGGGGCGCGAGUGCGUAAACUGCGGCUCCAUCUCCACUCCUCUGUGGCGGCGGGAUGGUACCGGGCACUACCUCUGCAAUGCCUGCGGACUGUACCACAAGAUGAACGGAAUCAACAGACCGCUGAUCAAACCCCAGAAACGCCUGACCACAUCUCGCCGGGUCGGCCUGUGCUGCACUAACUGCCACACCAGCACCACCACGCUGUGGCGUCGCAGUGCAGAGGGAGAGCCUGUCUGCAACGCCUGUGGCCUCUAUAUGAAACUACAUGGGAUACCCAGACCAAUGGCCAUGAAGAAGGAAAGCAUUCAGACAAGGAAACGGAAACCUAAGAUGCCGAAGUCCAAAACCUCAACAGGAGGGUCGUCAGCAUCGGGCACCAACUCCCCGUUCUCCCUGUCUGUCUCAGAACAUGCCUCUACUAUAAAGAGUGAACCCAACAUGGUCCCCUCCCCCCACGCCAGACAGGCCAUAGCCUCUAUGUCCCAGGCUUCGUCACAUCUGGACAAUGCAGGAUCAGGACAUGUGGACAUCAAGUAUGAGGACUGCCCCUUCACUCCUGCGUCUAUCUCCACACAGAACUCCUGGUGUACUGCUCUGUCUCAGGCGUGAGCUUACUCGACCACAGUUCACUUGGACCAGGUCCCGGGCCUGGGCCUGGACCCAGCUUAGUUCACUGUGGAUGAUAUAGACUUGUGAAGAGAACUACCUGUUUUUUUUCCGUGGACGGAGGAACGGAAGGAAGCGACGGCUAUCAAGUGGAAUGUAUUUGUGGCUACUAUCAAUACUAUUUCUAGUUGUUGUUGUUGUUGUUGUUUUUUGUUGUUGUCUUUAUUGUUGUUGUCUUUAUUGUUGUUGUCUUUAUUGUUGUUGUCAUUAUCGAUGUUGUCAUUAUCGAUAUCUUGCUGAGUUCACCAUUGCAGUUUUACAUGGUGUUUAAAGAAAUAACCAGAAAGAGUUCAAUAAGUUAUUACAGUGUUAAAGGAAUACUUCGGGAUUUUUCAAUAAAGCCCUUUAUCUGCUGACCCAGAGUCAGAUGAAGCCCUUUAUCUGCUGACCCAGAGUCAGAUGAAGCCCUUUAUCUGCUGACCCAGAGUCAGAUGAAGCCCUUUAUCUGCUG
Oncorhynchus kisutch (coho salmon) is the source of this 2115-nucleotide messenger RNA. RefSeq names its product transcription factor GATA-5. The transcript has 7 exons. The record is from RefSeq and is a predicted model, not a curated record. NCBI's taxonomy places the organism in Eukaryota, Metazoa, Chordata, Actinopteri, Salmoniformes, Salmonidae. Gene Ontology annotation, biological process: negative regulation of transcription by RNA polymerase II; cell fate commitment; cardiac muscle tissue development. Gene Ontology annotation, cellular component: nucleus. Bases 456 to 1607 code for a protein of 383 amino acids. Gene Ontology annotation, molecular function: RNA polymerase II cis-regulatory region sequence-specific DNA binding; DNA-binding transcription factor activity, RNA polymerase II-specific; zinc ion binding.